Impatiens glandulifera is the source of this 719-nucleotide messenger RNA. RefSeq lists its product as uncharacterized. The coding region runs from base 128 to 544 and encodes 138 amino acids. Lineage: Eukaryota; Viridiplantae; Streptophyta; Magnoliopsida; Ericales; Balsaminaceae. The transcript has 2 exons. The record is from RefSeq and is a predicted model, not a curated record.
CUUUCCUUUCUUUCGGCUAUAUAUCAUAUUUCUCUCUCACACACACAUACACAGCUUUGUCUUCUCCAUUCGCCGCUCCACCGCCCUGCUCCAGUGUUAAGGGACAAAUUGUUUAGAAUCUUCAAGAAUGUCUGCGAAUCCAGCAGUUGUGUAUGAGGAUGGUUCAUCGGGGUCUGGAGAUGAUGUGAAUACGUUGGAUGGACAGAACCGUCAAUCCUUGUUGGGUUCGAGUCAACGUAAGAAAAGUCGCAAGGCUACUGGAGAUUCCAUAGUUGGUGCCAUGCUAGAAAUAGCAGCUUCUUCCAAAAUGAGGGCAAAUGCCAUGAUCAAGAAUGGGGGUGAUCAGUUUUCUGUAAGCAAGUGCAUCAAAGUAUUGGAUGAGAUGCAAGUUGUUGAUCAACAUCUUUAUUUUUUCGCAUUGGAUCUGUUGGAGAAUCCCAAUUGUAGAGAAAUCUUUAUAGCACUUAAGAAUGAGAAAAGGUUGAAAUGGUUGCAGGGAAAGUUUAUUUCUUCCGGUGCUGGUGGUGGUGGCGGCGUUCAUUAGUCCCAAGAACCUCUUCUUUUUUGGGUACUUUUUUUAUUUUGCAUAUUGACAUUAAUUCCAGUUAUUCAGUCAGGGGCUAUGUAAACUGCUUAGGCAUGUCGAAAGAAAGACAUUUGGUUCAAUUAUAGUUGGUAUAGUUAUAGCUUUAUACUGUUUGUUUCUAAACACGAAAACA